This is a messenger RNA of Ylistrum balloti, 5469 nucleotides long. RefSeq lists its product as uncharacterized. Gene Ontology annotation, molecular function: protein binding. The record is from RefSeq and is a predicted model, not a curated record. The coding region runs from base 104 to 2719 and encodes 871 amino acids. The transcript has 4 exons. NCBI's taxonomy places the organism in Eukaryota, Metazoa, Mollusca, Bivalvia, Pectinida, Pectinidae.
CACAGAUGAGUUCCGGAACUGAAAGUGGAAUUCCCAAUAGUUAGAUUGCUGUACGGAAAGAUGUCAUGUUGAAUACUUAGCUAGCCAACAAAGAUUUGUAGAAAUGGCUUACCAACAGUCCACCCAACCAGGUAAUCAGAGCCAAUCUGAGUUUGUGGAAAUUCACAAACCGCCUCCUGAAUACAACCUAGAAGUGUUCCUCAACGAAGAUGAACAGGAAUUGUGGCAUAACUUUUUUUCGCCAUAUACUGUUGUUGGAGACAUGAUAGUCAAGACAUCCUCAUUUGAACAUGCCAUCCAGCUGUUAUGGAUGAACGGCUUUGUGACUAUCACUGGCCAGCCAGGUGAUGGAAAAACCACGAUGGCAGAGUGGAUCAUCACACAGUUGGUCAUUGCUCCAGAACUGUUGCCAGAAAAGGGAGACGACUCCUCCAAGGAAUGGUUUGUCAAAAGGAGUCUAGCUGGUCGAGGAGAGAGGACAUAUGAGUUUGUAAAAGUGAAUUCUCCUGCUGACUGGGAGAACAAGGUAGACACAAGCAAGGAUCAAGUUGUGCUCAUCGAUGACAUAUUUGGUCCAGCAAAUAUAAACAUGUAUACUGCUAGAAGAUGGAAAAACACCCUUGUAGACAUAUCAAAAAAAGUGAUGGACAACGUGCCCAAGCUACUUGUUAUUAUCUGUUUACAUAAGAGCCACCAAGAAGCCUUGAUAGGCGAUUUGGAUCAUCUUGAUCUGUUUAAAGAAGAUGCGGUUGUAGAUUUGACUCUUAGCAAAUUCCAACCAAGCCAAGCCGAACGUGAGAGUAUAAUGGGGGCGAAUGGAGGCUACCGAGGUCUGAGUUACAGAGAAAAGUACAAUAUUGACUUCAAGGCAGUUAAACAGUCCUAUCCAUAUGUUGCGAGGAUAUUUGGCUCAGUGAAAAGUUUUGGUAUGGAAGGGCCCAAGUUCUUCUCGAAUCCUUUUUCAUCCUUCAGAAAUGCAAUCCAGAAAAUUUUUGGAUUCAAUAAAGUAAUAUACUUCACUUUGGCUGCAGGAGUCUUGUUUGAUGGUAAGCUGGAACUAGACAAACACAGCUUCGAGGAAUUCACAGAAAAAGAGCAACACAUCAUACGCCGAUUAACAGAAGAAGUAGGCAUAGAGGAUUUGAAUAUGGCAAAAAUGCGUUAUGCAGCAUCAUUGUUGUAUGGAUUGUUCCUUCUUCCAACAAAGAGACAUUGCUGGAAAUUUAUGCAUGAGAGGUCAUUCCACACUAUGGCUGAUGCCUUGACCAACAAGUACCCAGAGAUAGUAUUAGAGUUCUGCAGCAGUGAUUUCCUCAUCAACCGGAUUAGGACCAUUUCAUGUUAUUCUUCAAAUGUCUCGUCCAGCAUUUCACUUUGGCACAAAGAGUAUCCUCAAUUAUGUCAGCGAAUUACCUUUGAAAUCCUGGCAGGAAAUCUGCCCCAGCUGGCUGGCCACCCUUCAUUUGAUGAUGAGAAAUUUGUUAAAAAAUGGUUUGAGUUUAUGACAGAUAUGGGAAGCUUACUACCUGUAGUUCAACAAAGAGGAGAGUACAACCGCUCACUUUUCUUUUGGUCCUGUUUCUAUGGACAACACAACAUGGUGGUGACAUACCUGAAACAUGAGGACCUGGAGGACAUGCGCCAAGAGGAGUGGUUUAAGGAGGAGAUGCGUGCAGGUGUCUUUGCCACUUGCUGUGGUCAAUAUGGUAUGCGUGAGGCACAUGCCAAGGUAUUGGAAGCACUUCAUAAUGCUGGGAUGGAACUUACUGCAGAUGAUCCUCUUCCAGAGAAUGAUCUGAAUGAUUUGUAUGGAUCAGAUGUGACUUUCCUCUUGAAGAUCAAGGCCCCACUCUUGCAUAUUGCAGCAUUAAGAAGUGAGGAAGCUGUCAUAGAUUUCUUGGUAGAUGUGGGCAAGCUGGAUGUCAAUGAAAAGUCAGCAGAUGGUUACACUCCUUGCCACAGAGCUGUAUGUAACAAGAAAGAGGGCGCUCUCAAAUCACUUCUUAAACAUGAGGCUGACAGCAAUGUCGCAGCACCAAAUGGGCGUCGACCUGUUCACCUUGCACUGAUGUGUGGUAAUGGCAAUGUCAUUUAUGCUUUGAAAAUGAAUAAUGAAAAAGUGAAAGAUGGAAAGAUGCCAGAUGGGACUUCAAUGUUGACAUCAGCAAUCUUUACACAGGACGACUAUCUUAUUCGAAACGUUGCAGACAUCUACAGCAAGGAGAAACCUUACAGACCCUCAGGUGACCUCAUAGCUCCGUUGCAGGCAGCAGCAGCCAUGGGAGACGAGGAGAACAUAAAACGCCUGUUAGACAGGAACUUUGAUAUUGACUGUCGUGAUGACAUGGGAUGGACUGCACUUCAUUAUGCUGUUUACUUUCACAACGAGAAAAUGAUCCGUUUCCUACUUGAAAAGAAUGCAAACAUUGACUGCCAAAAUCGAGACAAUAAAACUCCUCUUCACAUAGCAGCCGAGCAAGGUUACUAUGUAAUUUGUGAAUUGCUGCUGGAUAAUGGUGCCAAUGCCGACAAGCAUACCAUUAAAAAUGAAUUUUCUUUCUCUUCUGCUGCUAAAUAUGGACAUGUAGCCUUGGCCAGAUAUCUAGUUAGGCAAGGAUUGAUUCUUAGUACUCCUAACGGAGGGAAGGCAGGUGACCUCGAGGACCCACGAAUGUAUGAAGAAUUUGAGAGAUUAAGUAGAGAAUGGCGAUUCAAAUAAAUAAAUCAGAAUUUUACAUGCUUUCAAAUGGUUACUAGCAAAUUACUUAGUUUCAAAAUAGGCAAAAAAAUACCAUGAAAAUUAUGUAAAUUUAGUGGAGUUACAACAUUGUUGUGUUCAUAACUUUACUAAUACUUUGUUACCUAAAAUUUCGAAAAAUUCUUUGAAUUUUCUAGCUUGUUGCCACCUCUCACACCCUAAUAUUGGCUUUUAGAUAUCUUAUAGCCAGUUAAAUUCGGUCCUAUCUUUUUGUGUGUAACACAACUGCUCUAACAAAACCUGGAUAUAUUCCUUACUGUAAGAAACAUAAUGCAGGUAAGUGACUUUCAUAUCUAAAGAACAAUGUAUCAAUUCAAGUAGGAAUUGAGGCAAUGGUUAACAUUUCUGAUUUGGCCACAGGAAGUUAAGACAUUGCAUUGUAUGUCAAAAACAGAGAUUACACAAUGGUUGUUUGUUGUAUUUAUUUCACUCCAGCUGUUAUUUCUCAAAAAAGUAAAAAAAAAUAAUACCAUAAUCACAAGCUUCAGCAAGUGUCUUUGAUUUUUAGGACAAAAACUAAUGUCAGGGAAAGAAAUACUGUAUUUAACAACCACAAGGCUGUGUGACCUGUUUCUACCACAAUAAAAAAGCUAUUUUGAAGUUAAUCGACCUGUCCUGUACCAACAUGUUUUGUUUACAUCAUCACUUGGAGUGUUGUUGCUUGACCUUCAGUUAAAAGCAACUAUCUAAUAUUCAAAACUGACAAUUUCAGAAAUAAGAGAUAUUACAACUCAUUACAGAUUAUAAAUAGAAUUAGACUGAUUUGUUAUCUACGAUGCCAAAAUAGAAAUAUGUCCAAAUAAAAAUCAAAUUAUUACGAAAACAACAAUGAACUACUUAUUGUUGUUCCUAAUUUCUGUGAGAUCACAAAACGCCCUUUUUGUCAUAGGUCAUCCUGUCAGCCAAUCAAAACAUGUUGAAGUAUUCCACCACAUUUGGUAUAAUAUUCAUGUUUAUACAACAGCUGGAAUGAUUUAAAUGAUGCCUUGCCAGUUGAAUAACAACCACCUGUUGUGAUAGAAACCAGUCAUAUCAAUGCAAAAGUGUAUCUUGGUCAUGAAAAACUUUUUAGCAUUAUACUGGCCUUGUAAUAGUACAACAAAAGAUGAAAACUUCAUUCAUAUUAAUUACUAAUAUUAACUAUCAUUAAUUAACUUUUCAGACACAAUUGAACUGUGUUAGGAUGUUAAAUGUGAUGGAGGUAUCCAUGAGAUAUGACGAUCACUUUGACAACUGUAUUGAAUUUGUUAUUAUGUUGUACAGGCAUUACAGAAGAUUGAAACACAAUUUUUAUACAUGAUCCCAUCCAUACAAACUGUUGAGCAGUGUACGGAAUGUCAAUACAUCUCUUGGCUGGGCAAAAUGUUACAGGCAGUCCCUUCAGAAUUUUCUACUUACCUUUACACAAAAUGGGUAAUAAUUGAAUAUUGGACUGGAACUGCUUCGUGUUGUGCCUACUCCUGACGUCUGUACCAUUAUACAAGUACAGUAAAACUCCACAGGAACUCCAAUGUCAAAUGUCAGUACCUUAGUCAGAGACCUAAAGGCAUUUCUAAAUGUUUUUUUUUUUAAUUGAUGAUUUUGAUGGAUGGGAGGUAAUUCAUAAUUGACUGUUAAUUCAUGGAUCCUGGCCUAUCUGAAUUAAACUAAUAUUUAAGUUUUACAUCUGUUGUGUUUUUUACUAACUAUGUGUGCAGAAUUAUUUGAAAACAUGUGUCUUGGAUGUGGGGCCAUAUCAUCCAGCUGGAUAACAAUAAUUGAGAAAGCAGAUUGGGUAGUACAUCAAACUCAAAUGUUAACAUGCAUAAAGUUUACUUAUGAAAAUAUACUUAAUGAAAUAUAAAUGUUAUUCAUGAAGAAAGAGGACAACUGUAUAGGUGUUUAAUUCCGCGGCUGUCCAAGUUUGGGCUAGUUUGAAAGAAUACAAUUUUGCUUAUUUACAAUGGUGUCCAUGGAUACAAACAUAUUACUAAUUUCCAUAAAUUUUGAUUAAUGUUAAAUGUUUGUUUGGUAUUUUGUUUCAUGCUCUCUUUGUUGAAAGCAAGAUAAACUCCCUGUGAGUACAACCAACUAUAUAUCAUCCAUUAUAAAGGGUCUUUGGUGUCUAUCAGCCGAUGGUACACCUAAGUUUACACUACCAUCCUCAAUUAUAGUUUAUAACGUGGGUUUUUGUUCUAUGUAUGUGAUGUAAUUUAUGUAACAUUUUGUGUCUUGAUAAAGGGGCAGAUUGCCUCAAAUUGACACUCCAUUUGUUCAUACCGUCAUUUUAACUUCAUUGAUCAUUUAUUAUAGAUGUAUAUAUAAAGCUAAAUUCUCUGUAAUAAACUUCAACAGGUUUUCUGUUACUUUUUGGAAAUGAGUUAGGACCAUGAAACUUAAACAUUUCUUUCUAUUUCAAAUUUACCUUUGUUGUGUUGCAACUUAUACAUCAACUAAUUCUGUAACAUGAUAUUUAGAUGUGAAGUUUGUUUAUACUGAUUGUCUGAACUAUUCUAUUAAGUUUUUCAUUAAUAUCUCAGCCUAGUUGAGUUCAUAUAUGAAAACAAAGUGCACAGCUUUUGAAUUUCUUGGAUGAUCUGAAAUAAGUAGUUUUUUUAAUUGUUUUGAAGAGGAAUAAAAAUGCUUUACAAUGAAAUAUGUACUACAGUCAUUUUGUGUUUCAAUGAAAUUGUAUUCACUAUUUUUUAUGAGUAAUAAAAUGUCAAAACUUA